Messenger RNA from Octopus bimaculoides (California two-spot octopus), 2715 nucleotides. RefSeq lists its product as uncharacterized. The record is from RefSeq and is a predicted model, not a curated record. Lineage: Eukaryota; Metazoa; Mollusca; Cephalopoda; Octopoda; Octopodidae.
UCUGUUCAGUGAUGAAAUGCUGGCCAAUUGUUAAGACAUUAAAAGGUUGACGUCAAAGAGUAAAGCACUGGCUGCACAUGCGCAGAAGGAGGUUUGAAAGGCGUUCGAAUGAAAACGAGGCUGACUUUAAAAAUGUCGGCGGCGGCAAAAGAAGAAGAAAAGAAUCCAAAGAACGGCGAAUCGAAGCAGAAGGUUCCUUGCGAUGCUGUUCGAUCGCUACAAGAAAUGUGUGAUGUGUUGUGUGAAGAGGCAGCGAAUGGCUUUAAUAAACAAUCACGUCUUACACGGGAUGAGAAACAAAUCUGCCAAAAACGAUUCUCGGAGGUGUUUAAACAAAUAUUCAUGUCCAAUGUCCGUGUUGAACAACCAGACUUACAGAUCACAGAAGAUGGAAAGAAAGAUUCUAGUGACAUGAACUUAGAAAAGAAGAAAUCAACAAGUGAGGCAUUAACAAUACAACUUGAUGAUGCAAUCCUUAAUAUAGCCCAGAAACGAAAGGAGUUCCCCAAAUUGUGUGUCAGGAACUUGAAAACCUAUACAAAACUAGAACUUGGUUAUCUUAAUUCAGUUCAGGUUCGAAUUCCCCCAAAACCAGCUGUACCAACACCACCUGUGUCUUUUCAUUCCCCUGAAGAGUCUGAAAGUUUAUCCAAAUCUUUAAAGUUGUUAUCUUCACUAUCUAAGACGACAGUGAAAGAUUGUGGUCGAUUAGAGAAUCUGGAGACAGUAAAGACCAUUGUGAAGGAAGUGAAAAAGAGUAAAACUCACCAGCUAAUAUUUCAAACAGAUGAUUCACCAGUACCUUCGAAGAUGACUCGAUCAGUUAGCCAUUGUCUACAGAAUCAACAAAUGCAUCGACGACAAUCUCCUCGCUUUAAGAGACGAACUCCUUAAAUUCCUCACAGCUCAACUUCCCAUUUUCUGCUUAAAAACAACUGAAAAGCUUUUAUUUUCCCCUAAACUUUGGCACAGAAAUCUAUCAGUCCUUCUCCUGUACCGCAAUCUUAUCUUUGACAAGUAUCAGCUUUGGGGUGAUUCAACUGUUUAUCUCUUUCCCUGUGAAUUUGUGUAAGAACUCCUCCUCCUCCUCCUCAUCAUCAUCAUCAUGCUCAUGUCCACCUUGUCUGUCAUCCUUCCUCAGUAAAGAAGGUUCAAAUCAAAUUUGUUGCAACCCACCUCGCUCCCAUGCUGAGGGGCACAUCCAACAGAGUUGUACAUAAAUUUCCUCCCUCUUUCAUUCACCACAGAUAAUUCUCAUCGCAACAUCAAACAUGUAAUGACAGGAAUUUUUACAAAGAUUAGAGGAUCUGAACUAUUAAUUUGUUAUCUUGGAUCUGUUCUUCAAAUUGGUUUUCUUUACAAACAUAAUUGGAGCAAUUAGAUUCUUAACCAUUCUUUAAAUCUCAUUACCAGAGAAUUAGUAACCAUGUUGGGUACCUUAUUGUUCUUAGCUGAGGACAGAGACCAACCAAAUAAGCACCAGUUAUAUACAUAUAAAGCAUUACUGACUGUUGAUUGAGAAUCCUUUAUGUGAGUGGAUUGUAACUUGAUGUUCUUGAGCAAGUUUAUUUUAGAGUAGAGUCACCGAGGUAUGGAUUUACACUUCAAACAACAAACUGAGAUAUUUACAAGAGAUAUUCUAGUUUUAUGUGGGUUACAAAUAUUUGAUGCUGUUUCAAAAUUAACUAAGAUGCUUAACACUUUUCAAUUGCAGCAUCAUUGUAUCCCAGCCAAAAUAACAAAAGCCAACAAUUUGUACUGUAUUAGAUCUUGCUACAGUUGAAGGAAAGUCUUGGGGAAUUAUUUAAUGUGACUGUCAGUUUUAUAAGUAGAAUGUUCACUAGAUGCAAUACUUUAGUGGUGUGAUUUUAUAAUUGGAGAAAGUCAGUGAAUUUUAGUGUAUUUUGAUGUUCAGUCCAUGUAGCACUAAAUUCGUAGAGCUGGUGUCUUCUUAUGCAGUGUCCAUGUAGCACUAAAUUCGUAGAGCUGGUGUCUUGUUGCUUUAUUUAAACUAAUAAAUAGUGGACUACAAAUUAAUAAAACAUCAUUUAUUCAGCUUCCAUACCACACGUUUACAACAUUGGAUUCUACUUACUCAUGGUGCUUAUUUAGAGUCUAGUAAAUUGGUCCACCAUGAAUACAGUAUGUUGAUCCCUUGAUUUAGCCAACUGAUGCCUGGUUGUGUCAUCUGAAACUGUCUACAGAAGAUAGAGAGUAAAUAGCGAUACAUCUGGAUCUAUGUGGUAGUAAACUCAAUUGCUGACUGAUCCAUUUAUCAUUUUAGAAACAGGCAAUGUUCCAUAGAGCUGGUACUUAAUCUCUUUCCUUAAUUUGUUAAACCAUCUCUUGGCUAGGAAGCUAGUAAACACUGCAAGUGACUUUCUCUACUACUAUUAAGGUGCAAUGACAAUUGAAAUGUCUUCCUGUGGAUUUGAACUCAUAACCUAUGAAUUGACAAUCUAGUACCUCAUCUACUCAGCUAAUUUUGCCUCUCUUCAACACUAAAUACUCUUACAGAAUGGAAUCUACUUGACAACUUUCGUUUGUUUUCUCUCUCAAAGUCUCAGUCUUUGCUGAGCAUGGGGAAAGAAUUAUUUUCCCAUUUGUACAUAAUGCGUGUAAAUACUAUUGUGUGUAAGUGUGUGAGUGUGUAUAACUGUAAAACGGAAAAUAUAUUUUCGUUAAUUGGUGAAAUAAAGAUUGAAUUAUAAUGUC